Molecule: messenger RNA, 1373 nt
Organism: Sceloporus undulatus (fence lizard)
Lineage: Eukaryota; Metazoa; Chordata; Lepidosauria; Squamata; Phrynosomatidae
Gene: CLTA
Product: clathrin light chain A
Biological process (GO): intracellular protein transport; clathrin coat assembly; clathrin-dependent endocytosis
Cellular component (GO): plasma membrane; clathrin coat of trans-Golgi network vesicle; postsynaptic endocytic zone cytoplasmic component
Molecular function (GO): structural molecule activity; clathrin heavy chain binding
Source: RefSeq, a predicted model, not a curated record
UGCGGGUUGGCCACGCCGCCUCUCCAAAGCGGGAGCCUUAGUGGGGCGGGAGUAAGGAGAUCACGUGGAAGCCCGCUGAUUGGUGGACGCCUUGUUUUUCCCCCAACGCUGAUUGGCCGAGCCGCGCCGUCACUCGAGGACAUUUCCGGGGAGUUGAGACAGAGAGAGAAGAGAAAAGGGAGCUCAGAGGAAGAAGAAGAAGGAGACUUCGCAGAGACCGGAAGUCGCCCGUUCAAUUGCUAGCCUCGAGCGCGCCGCGGCCGUUAUUUCCGUUGGGUCUUCCUCCUCCUCCUCCCCCCUUUCUUCCCUCCCUCUCUCUCUCAUGGCCGAAUUCGACGUCUUCGCCGCCGCCGCCUCCUCCUCCUCCUCCUCGCCGCCUCCAGCGGGAAACGGGGCGCUGUUAGCCGGGAGCAGCGGCGAGGAGGACCCGGCGGCGGCUUUCCUGGCGCAGCAGGAGAACGAGAUCGCGGGCAUCGAGAACGAUGAGGGCUACAACAUCCUCGAGAACGGCGAGGUGCCCCCCCGGGAUAUGCAAGGCCAGGAAGGGCUCUCCUCCGCCGAUGCAAUUGAUGGAGUGACGAAUGGUGAUAUCUACCAGGAGAGCAACGGUCCAACAGACUGCUAUGCUGCUAUUUCACAAGCCGAUCGUCUGCAGACAGAACCAGAAAGUAUCCGUAAAUGGAGAGAGGAGCAACGGGAACGUCUAGAAGUACUUGAUGCAAACUCUCGAAAGCAAGAAGCAGAAUGGAAAGAGAAAGCAAUAAAGGAGCUGGAGGAAUGGUAUGCAAGGCAAGAUGAACAGCUACAGAAAACAAAAGUCAACAACAGGGUGGCAGAUGAAGCUUUCUACAAACAACCCUUCGCUGACGUGAUUGGUUAUGUCACAAACAUAAACCAUCCUUGCUACAGCCUAGAACAGGCAGCUGAAGAAGCCUUUGUGAAUGAUGUUGAUGAAUCGUCCCCUGGCACCGAGUGGGAACGUGUGGCUCGGCUCUGUGACUUUAACCCCAAGUCGAGUAAGCAGGCGAAGGAUGUGUCCCGCAUGCGUUCAGUGCUGAUCUCACUCAAGCAGGCUCCACUGGUUCGCUGAAGGGAAGGCAUACACAACACUAUAAAUGCAAUAUCUUUACCUUUACUCAGAGAAGCUGUGUUUGCAGUAAUUGGAUUAAUUAUGUUUAAAUGUUUCUGUUUUUGGACCAAACCUCAUGAUGUAUUUAGAGUUUGAUCAUUGUUUUGUGAUUGCAUGUUCUUCCCUCAUUUGUGUCCUCCUGGUGUCCAGAUUGGGAGGUAACUUCUAGAAUCGUAAUCUCUGCUGCCAGGCACUGAGAUUUCACUUUCAACUGUACUGAUAUUAAAGGUCUGUUUAAACAGCA